AUGGCUGCGAAAGGACAAACAGGGGCCACCUGUAAUCUUGGGAAUACCAACAAGAUUGCCGAUGAAGUGGGGGAGAAGACAGAGAAAGAAAAAGCGGAUAGUACUAUUGGCGACGCCUAUGUUAACUUUAAAGAUUUCCAGAAAGCCAUAGAGUACCAUACACGAGACCUCAAAAUUUCCAAAGAAGUGGGAGACAUGGCAGGAGAAGGAAAAGCCUACUGUAAUCUUGGCAACGCCUAUGACAGUCUUGGAGAUUUCCAGAAAGCCAUAGAGUACCAUGUACGACACCUCAAAAUUUCCAAAGAAGUGGGAGACAGGGCAGGAGAAGGAAUUGCCAACGGUAAUCUUGGCAACGCCUAUCACAGUCUUGGAAAUUUCCAGAAAGCCAUAGGGUACCAUGAACGACAUCUCAAAAUUUCCAAAGAAGUGGGAGACAGGGCAGGAGAAGGAAGAGCGAACUGUAAUCUUGGCAACGCCUAUGACAGUCUUGGAGAUUUCCAGAAAGCCAUAGAGUACCAUGCACGAGACCUCAAAAUAUCCAAAGAAGUGGGAGACAGGGCAGGAGAAGGAAAAGCGUACUGUAAUCUUGGCAACGCCUAUGACAGUCUUGGAGAUUUCCAGAAAGCCAUAGAGUACCAUGAACGACACCUCAAAAUUUCCAAAGAAGUGGGAGACAGGGCAGGAGAAGGAAGAGCGUACUGUAAUCUUGGCAACGCCUAUGACAGUCUUGGAGAUUUCCAGACAGCCAUUUACUGUUAUAAAAACAGUGUCAUUGCCUUCGACUAUAUCAGGGGAAAUCUCAUAUCUAAUGACGAAUGGAAGAUUAGUCUUGGGAGUACGUAUGAUAAUGUUAAUUUGAGGCUCUGGGGGCUACAGUUUAAGCAAGGUAAAGUCGUCGAGGCACUUUUAACUGCUGAUCAUGGACGUGCCCAAGCUUUAAAUGAUCUUCUGGAGUUCAAGUAUGGGUUUAAAGUGUUGUCUCGAGAAAUAGGAACAUUCUCUGCAACAACACCUGACAUUCUUAAUUACCUACCAUCAGAUACAGCUUUUAUAGGUAUUAACGAGGAAGGAAUAGUUCUCUGGGUGAAAGAGAAAGGAAACGAAAUCAAAACUAGGAAAACUCAGAUCGAUAUCUCCGUCAAAACCUAUUUUCAGUCUCUACUGGAGACUGCACUUGAAAAAAUGGGUGUGAGAGCUGAUGUUAACUGUGAAGAUCGUUCAUUAAGGAACCCAAGCGAUAACAAGUUAGCAGAAAAAAGAUCCAGUCAGCCAAGGUCUCAUUCCUCAUCUUUUGAGCCAAAGUCAUUACAAACAUUUUACAAAGUUGUUAUGGACCCUAUAAGAGACUUACUCCAAGGCGAUGAGGUUGUGGUUGUUCCACAAGGACCUCUUUGUUUGGCCCCUUAUGCUGCUUUCAUUGACUUGAAAUCUAAGUACCUCUGCGAAACUUUUAGAAUUCGCCUACUUCCCUCACUUUCUACUCUGCGAUUAAUCCAAAAUUGUCCAGCAAAUUGGCACAGCAACACUGGCGCUCUCCUCGUCGGCGAUCCGUGGGUACAGGAGGUAGUUUAUGAAGGAAUGACGCUAGAGCAGUUAGCGUGGGCCGCAAAGGAAGUGCAGAUGAUAGGGGAAAUACUUCAAACUGAACCUCUCGUUGGAAAGCAGGCAACAAAAGAUGAAGUGUUAACACGUAUCUCCUCGGUUGCUCUGGUGCACAUUGCUGCUCACGGUAAAAUGGAAACAGGAGAAAUUGCCUUGGCCCCAAACACAACACGUUCAUGCGUGAAUCCAGCCAGGGAGGACUAUCUCUUAACUAUGAAAGAUGUUUUAAAGGCGCAGAUUAGGGCAAGACUUGUUGUACUCAGUUGUUGUCAUAGUGCCCGGGGAGAAGUCAAAUCUGAGGGUGUGGUCGGUAUUGCACGGGCAUUUUUAGGUGCUGGUGCUCGCUCUGUUCUGGUAUCCUUGUGGGCGAUCGACGACGAAGCUACUAUGGAGUUCAUGAAAGUCUUCUACCAACAACUAGUCCAUGGACGAAGUGCCAGUGAGGCUCUGAAUAAAGCCAUGAAAUCCAUGAGAGAAUCUGACCGCUUUAACGCAGUGAAAUACUGGGCGCCGUUUGUUCUCAUUGGUGACGACGUAACGCUCGAGUUUGAGGGCAUCCAAUAAAUAACAAGGUAUUUUAGGAUAUAUUUAAACCUUGGAUAAUAUUACGUGCUUUAGGAAACAUCAUUUCAGCAAGGUAUUAUACUUAUUUAUGUUCAUUUUAUUGAGCAACGAACUCAACCGGUGCCACGGAGCGUCAAUCUGCCAAUCACAGGUCAAGUUCACAACAACAUAAGAGUCUGACUUUGUAGUUCUUUUGGCAGUUAAACACUAGAAAAUUCAUUUCAAGUCUCAUGAUUUUUACACAUUUCAAAGUGUCGGUGGCUCCGUAUGAGUUCGUUCCAUUGUAACUUACAGUCGAACCUGACGUAAGCGACGACCCAAAAAGCGAAGAUCGAAUUUCCGGUCGCUUAUUUUACGGAAGGUGGUCGCUUAGGAAAGUCUCCAGAUAUGGUAUACGUAAAUCCUUUAUUAAGCCUCCCGGGGGGUUUAUUCAUUUCAAGAACGUUUGAGAGGGAGGAGGGGCUUAUUUAAUGAAGCGAAGAUUGUGAUAUCAUUUCCCCAUAAAAAACUAGAGUGAAAAAGCUUAAGGACAUGAAGUUGGAGGUCAUGAUUAGCCGAGGAUCAAAAUCAAAUCGAAACAUCCAGCUCGUGAAUAAACCAUACCGGAUAAUCAGUCCAUAUGAAGCGUUACAAUCGUGAUAAAUUAAUACAUCUAUCAUACGUCUAUUAUAUAAGAAUUGGGAGAAGAGACUUGAAAGAGGGGAGGAGGUUAAAUAAUUUUCCUCUGAAAAGGGGAGCUUAUUAGAGAGGAAGGCUUAAUUCAUUCAUAAGUCUAAUCAUUGCUUGAAGUUACGAGUUUAAAUGUGACCCUUGCUCUCAUAGAUUUAGGGCGUUUUUGAUUCACCGUAUUCAUUCCCCGUCUUAAUUAAAAAUAAAUUAAUGGAAUAAACUCGCCAGAAAUCGCUUGUUCUGUCUUUCAUUCUACAAAACUGCUUCAAAUAAAGUAUUUUGAUCUAUAUAAACUUUAAAUGGUUCAAAAAUUACGGUAUUCUUAUUCCGGAGUACGAUCAGUCGAGCGCACUCUUAGAAGUCAGUGGUCAAAAUGUUAUGCCUCCCCAGAUGAAGUCACUAUCCUUUUCUUUUGUUUGCUUGCUAACGUUGUUUUUUGCUGUUGUUGUUGUUGUAUAGGUUAUGAUGAAGAAUGCAGUGAAGCAGUUCCUAACCAUCUGAAGUUGAGGUGAGUUUCAACUUUUGUGACAAUUACGAGGUGGAGCGUUCCUCGCAAGAAUAGGAAAACUUUAUCUAGGAGAGAAAAUUAUAUGCUGUUAAUAUAA
Messenger RNA from Porites evermanni, 3440 nucleotides. The record is from the annotation of a GenBank genome assembly. NCBI's taxonomy places the organism in Eukaryota, Metazoa, Cnidaria, Anthozoa, Scleractinia, Poritidae.